Messenger RNA from Lucilia sericata (common green bottle fly), 873 nucleotides. RefSeq lists its product as uncharacterized. NCBI's taxonomy places the organism in Eukaryota, Metazoa, Arthropoda, Insecta, Diptera, Calliphoridae. The transcript has 2 exons. The record is from RefSeq and is a predicted model, not a curated record. Bases 87 to 749 code for a protein of 220 amino acids.
ACAUAUUCCAAACACAACUGUUCAACGAACAUCAACUCAUUUAACUAAACUCCUUAUUCUAUAAUAAACUCAAAUUAAGCAAGAACAUGCGUGGUUUAAUUAUUUUGUGUUUUGCUGCUUUGGCUGUAGCUGCUCCUCAAGGCUAUAACUAUCCUAGCCAGCCAAGUAAUCAAUACUUGGCUCCUGGUGCUGGCUUUGAUGGCCAUGGUGCCCAGGGUUACCAACAACAGGCCUUGGUGUCCAAACGUUUCUUCAUACACUCAGCCCCUGAAGAUGAAGAAGUCGAAAUCCAACAAAAGGAUAUUGUCAUCGGCCAACCCCGUAAGAAUUUCAAUGUUGUCUUCAUUAAAUCACCUGCCGCUGCUGCUCAAAAAACCAAAAUCCGUGUCAUUCCCGCCGUUAACGAAGAUAAGACUGUCAUUUAUGUUUUGGCUAAGAAAGCUGGUGAAAACGAAAUUAUCACUCAUGUUGAAGAACCCCAUACCACCACUGCCAAACCUGAAGUAUUCUUCAUUAAAUACAAGACCAACGAAGAAGCUGAACAUGCCCAACAAACAAUUCAAGCUGAAUACGAUCGCUUGGGUGGUUCUACUGUCAUUUCCAAUGAAGGUAUUGCUCCAGUCUCAUCGGUUAUCGGUUCAUUAGAUGGUCAUGGUGCCAAUGUAGGUGCUGGUGUAGAUGCUGGCGCUGGUUCUGCUGGUCAUGGUGCUGCAAACACAGCUUAUUUGCCACCCGUGAAGAAACACUAGAAAGGAGUUUAUUUAGAAAGUAGUUUGACCUUCGGUCAUUUGAACUGAUGUGUGAUAGACUUUUUUGUUGCCACAGAAUUGUUAUUUAGAUUUUAUGUAAUAAAUGUUUGUGUAAAUUUGUUAA